This is a messenger RNA of Blastomyces dermatitidis ER-3, 889 nucleotides long. RefSeq lists its product as uncharacterized. Gene Ontology annotation, molecular function: zinc ion binding; nucleic acid binding. Lineage: Eukaryota; Fungi; Ascomycota; Eurotiomycetes; Onygenales; Ajellomycetaceae. The transcript is spliced from 2 exons. The annotation marks the transcript as partial. The record is from RefSeq and is a predicted model, not a curated record.
CCGAGGUCGAGCUGCUGGCACUAAUUCCACCCCUCGAUGCAGCGCGUGGCGGCUUCAACCACGAACACGGCAUCGAAAACAUGGGAGAGCUCCCAACCGUUGAUCUGUUGAAAGCGGCACACGGAGCAUCUCACCGCUAGCCAAAAUAACUCGGAAAAUAUGACUCUUCGAGAAUCGCAGCUACGCAGCCUAGUUUUUUCUGACACUUUUUGAUGCAGCCAAGCUGAAGGCUAAUUUGGUGGUUGACGGCAGAGUGGAUUUUACUAACUAGAUAUGGACUAGCGCACAGUCAUUGCUCCUCCUCCUCUAACGAUAUUUAUAUAUAUAUAAACAGUGCAAAGAUGUGAAAGGAGAGGGCCGUUGGACAUCAAGACAUUCCUAAAUUUCAACUCUCAGAAGAAGACAUUGUGGCCAUGGCGCCAGGCACCGAUAAGGGAGAAGAGUUUCUGAAACGGCCAUUAUACGUAUUCGAUCUCCCAGCAGGACUACUUGCAUCUCUAUCACAUAAGCCUACUAGCGUGCCUACUCCCAUUCCUCUCAAACCAGACGAGCGCCAUAAGACACUAGAACAAGGGGAAAGGCCCGAUGGAGUCGUCGGCGUUACGUCAUGCUCGUUAUGCCAGGUCUCCUUCCAGAACGUCCAGGAGCAAAGGGAGCACGUAAAGUCAGAUCACCACAGAUACAACCUGAAGUCACGAAUACGGGGAACUCCUGUGUUAAACGAAGUCGAGUUCAACAAGGCCAUUGGAGAGCUGGACGAGUCGAUAUCCGGGUCUGAAUCCUCAUCGGACGAAGAAGAGGAGGUUGAGGAAGGGCAGAAAACUCCUGAUACCAUACUCACUGCACUCCUUAAGAACAAGAGAAAUAUCAUCUACACAGAAGCGGAUGA